AUGAGCGAAACUACCCUUCGCCGCGGCGCCUUCCUUGUUCUCUUCCUCUUCGUUUUUCUUGGAGCGUUUGUGACGCUGGAGGCCUACCGCUACAUGUGGAUAUUCCUGUCGGUCGUUUUUGGCAUCAUCCUCUUUACGGACUGUGUCUUCUUCAACGAAGGGGACUUCCUCUACGAUCCGUUCUACAACAACUGGUUGGAGAAGACGUCUCCGCAAUACUAA
Messenger RNA from Besnoitia besnoiti, 222 nucleotides. RefSeq lists its product as uncharacterized. The coding region runs from base 1 to 222 and encodes 73 amino acids. The record is from RefSeq and is a predicted model, not a curated record. NCBI's taxonomy places the organism in Eukaryota, Apicomplexa, Conoidasida, Eucoccidiorida, Sarcocystidae. The transcript has 4 exons.